Molecule: messenger RNA, 2094 nt
Organism: Centruroides sculpturatus (bark scorpion)
Lineage: Eukaryota; Metazoa; Arthropoda; Arachnida; Scorpiones; Buthidae
Product: cyclin-K-like
Exons: 8
Coding region: 89-1993 (634 amino acids)
Biological process (GO): regulation of transcription by RNA polymerase II; positive regulation of DNA-templated transcription, elongation
Cellular component (GO): nucleus; cyclin/CDK positive transcription elongation factor complex
Molecular function (GO): cyclin-dependent protein serine/threonine kinase activator activity
Source: RefSeq, a predicted model, not a curated record
CUUUAGUAGAAAUUAAUCAGAUUUCAACACGAUUGUUGCAAUGUAAGUUAUCAUUUCGUCUAUUAAGUAUAUUAUCGAGAUUUAAAAAAUGCCAAAUUGGUAUUAUGACAAAAGAGAAUUAAAAUCAACUCCAUCCUAUGCAGAUGGUAUUGAAUAUGAGACUGAACAGAGGUAUCGAAGAGAAGGUGCGCGAUUUAUCAUAAAUGUUGGUACCAGAAUGGGAUUGUAUCCUUUAAAAAUGAAUUUAAUGUGUUUUUUGUUUUAUUUACAGGUUACAGCCUGUUGCUGCUUAUUUUUGGCUGGUAAAGUAGAAGAAACACCCAAAAAAUGUAAAGACAUUAUUAAAACAGCCAGAAUUCUUCUCACUGAUCAACAGUUUACACAAUUUGGAGAUGAUCCAAAAGAAGAAGUGAUGACAUUGGAAAGAAUCCUUUUGCAGACAAUAAAAUUUGAUUUACAAGUGGAUCAUCCAUACGGAUAUUUACUUAAAUAUGCAAAGUCAUUAAGAGGUGAUAGAGCUAAAUUGCAAAAGCUUGUUCAAAUGGCCUGGACAUUUAUAAAUGAUAGUUUAUGCACAACAUUAUGUUUACAAUGGGAGCCCGAAAUAAUUGGCAUAGCAUUAAUGUACCUAGCAGGGAAACUCUCCAAGUUUGAAGUUAACGAUUGGAAUGGACGUACAUCCAAGCAUAAUUAUUGGUGGGACAUGUUUGUGGACAAUAUGAGCAUAGAAUUUCUUGAAGAUAUCUGUCAUCAAGUUUUAGAUUUAUAUUCAACACCUAUACCUAGUACUCCACAAGAUUCACCUCCUACUACUCCUCCUCCAAAAAUAAGACGUACUGCACCAGCACAAAAGAGUUCGCCAUCAUCACCAGCAAUAUCGACUACUCCCCCUUGUCAGGCAAAGAUAAAAGAACAACAAUCUUCUACUAAAACAACACCAGCUGUUGAAACUGAAACACUUACUAACAUUGCUGCACCUGUAACAUCAGCUCCAACUACUCCCGUUACUCCAAAACCAAUUACGACUACUACUACACUGCCGCCUGUUCCUCCGGUACCGCCGCCUAAUGUAACCCUACCUUCUGCUACCGUAGAUCCUCCAUUACCAGCUCCACAAACUGCUGCAAAUGUACCUUCAUUUACUUUUAAUCAAGCUCCUCCUCCAGAUACUACCGAUACUUAUAGAGCAGAUUAUCCUCCCAAACCAGAAUCCCAAUAUAAUCCAGAACAAGAACAAAAUUUUAAUAAGGAACGAGUUCAUUUUGGUGGUUUUGAAACUUUGCAGUCCUCUCCAGUUGUUCCUGCACAGGUAAAACCUCACACUCCAGUUCCACCCAUCAGUCAGAAUUUUUCUGGACCACAUAAUUCGGCAUAUCCACCACCUUAUCCACCACCUACAGAAAAGUCAGGUAAUCCAUCAACUAUGCCAUACUAUUCGAGUAAUGUUCCACCUGCGGGUUCUCAGUUUCCACAUACUCCAUACACUCAACCACUGCCGCCAUAUUUUCGACCACCUGAACCUCAAGAUCAAUUUUAUGGUCCUCCCAUGAGACAUUCAUCGACUCAACAGGCAUCGUUCAGAACAGCUCAAAAUCCACCUAUGCAGUGCGGACCGAUGCACCAUCCGAAUCAGACCCCACCAAUUUCUCAACCACAGCCAUCGCAGGGUCCACCACCUCCAGUUCCUCCACAUCAGUUUCAGGAUUCUUUUCGUGGAUCGAACCAGUACCGCGGAGCAGGCCCGCCACCUCCACCUCAUCCUCCGCUUCCGUCGUAUCCGCCCCAUCGCGGUCCCAUGCCACCGGAACCACAUUCCGGCAUUCCGAGUCACGGACCUCCGGUCAAUCGCAUUCCUCCUCCUCCGCCACCACCUCCCACUCUGGCCCAAGUGUUCGGCUACGGCGCCCACACACAAAUAGGACCGAACCCCCAGCAUCGGACGUCUCCAACCGCAACAUCGCUGCCACCGGUCAGAAUAACCGGAAGAUUUUAGAAAGUAAUUUUAUAAAAGACAAUUUAAACAAGUGCUAAAAGUGUUGUACAGAAAUACAUUAUUGUAUUGUUUUUUCCAUUAGUGUUUGUAUCUUAAUCAUU